This is a messenger RNA of Meloidogyne enterolobii, 988 nucleotides long. The record is from the annotation of a GenBank genome assembly. NCBI's taxonomy places the organism in Eukaryota, Metazoa, Nematoda, Chromadorea, Rhabditida, Meloidogynidae.
AAUGUUAUUUAAAAUUAAUAAUUAUUUAUUACAAACAAAAUUAAAAAAAAAUACAAAUUUAUUUAUUCAACAAAUAGCUAAAAUGAAUACUUAUUUAAUUAAUUCUGAUAAAUAUUUGUUUUUAAAAGAAUUGGGAAUUUCUGAAUUAAAUUUUGGUGUUUUUGAUGGAAAUAAAUGGAUAUCUAAUGGAAAAAUUAUUGACAUUUUAUGUCCUUCAACAAACACACCAAUUGCUAAAGUACAAUUAGCCUCUGAAGAAGAUUAUCAACGUACUUUAAAAUAUUCUCGAGAAUCUAUCAAAAUUUGGCAAAAUCUACCAGCCCCCGCCAGAGGGGAAAUUGUCAGACAAAUUGGGGAUUCUUUGAGAAAACAAUGUGAAAACCUUGGAAAAUUGAUUUCAUUGGAAAUGGGAAAAAUUUUGUCAGAAGGAAAGGGGGAAAUACAGGAAAUUAUUGAUAUUGCUGAUUUUGCUACAGGAUUGUCUAGAAUGUUUAGUGGAAGUAUUAUACCUUCAGAAAGAAAAGAACACGUUUUGUUGGAACAAUGGAAUCCUCUCGGAAUUGUUGGGGUAAUUACUGCUUUUAAUUUCCCUGCAGCUGUUUAUGGUUGGAAUGCUGCUUUAGCUUUGACUUGUGGCAAUUGUUUAAUUUGGAAACCAGCCCCAACAACUUCUUUAACCGCAAUUGCUGUUACUCGUUUAAUUGAAAGUGUGUUAAAAGACAACAAUCUUCCCCCAUCCAUUUGUUCUUUAAUUUGUGGAGGAAGUGAUGUUGGAUUAUUGUUAACAAAGGAUCCAAAAGUGGAUUUAGUUUCGUUUACGGGCUCUACAGAAGUUGGCCGUAUUGUUGGUCAACAAGUACAAGCACGCUUUGGAAAAUUACUUCUUGAACUUGGAGGGAAUAAUGCAGUUAUUGUGAUGGAAGAUGCUAAUUUAGAUUUGGUUGUGCCUGCAGUUACUUUUUCUUGUGUUGGGACUACAGGCAAAUAA